AGGUCUUUUCGAGUUUUAUCAGCUCAUCUUUGUUUGAAAACAAGACCUGGGGUGUUAAGGCCGAGUUGUGUCGUUUUGUUCAGCAUCAUUCAUCUGCAGUCAACAUGCAACAAGGAUGGCACAGCUUCAUUUUCUUGCUGGUGUUACUUUACCAAAGUGAUGUCAAAGCAGUGGACUUCACCACCUGUGAGGGUGAUACUGCCCGACUCACCUGUGAUUUAACAUCAGAGGUAAUCGCCUGCGAAUUAGACACUCUCGAGAUUAGUUGCGAUGCGGGACACAUUAAAGUGCUUUCAGCCAAUUAUGGACGUACAAACCGUGCAACCUGCUCCGAAGAAAAAACGUCUGUUCAGAUCUCAAAUGUUUACUGCAUUCAGAGUUCAUCUCUAAACAUUGUGGCCAAUCUAUGUGAUGGACAGAGAGAUUGCUCAGUUUCUGUAAGUAACACCAUUUUUGGUGAUCCGUGUGUAGGGACUUACAAGUAUCUGGAUGUGUCCUACACAUGUGUACCACCAGGUGUUGCAAUACAGAAACGCACCGCUUGUGAGGGAGACGCAUUCAGUCUCAACUGUGGCUCUCAACAUAUUAAGGUGCUUUCGGCCAAUUAUGGGCGAACAAAUCGGGCAGCGUGCUCCGGGGGAGUACCAACUGAUCAGCUCUCAAACAUUUACUGCACUCGGAGUUCAUCACUAAGUGUGCUGACCAAUCGAUGUGAUGGAGAACACGCUUGUUCACUUUCUGCAAGUAACACAGUUUUUGGUGAUCCAUGUCCUGGUACCUAUAAAUACUUGGCUGUGACCUAUAUUUGUCACCCACACUAUCCAUUUAUUAAAGUGGUUUCAGCCAAUUAUGGGCGAACAAACAAGAAAACCUGCUCCAAUGGAAAACCAGCUAAAUGGUGCUCAAAUAUUUACUGCUCUCAGAGUUCAUCCCGAAGGGUGCUGGCCAAUCGAUGUAAUGGACUAAAAGAUUGCUCUGUUCCUGUGACUAACGAGGUAUUUGGCGAUCCAUGUGAAGGAACCUACAAAUACUUAAAGGCAUCCUACACUUGUGAACCUUGUUAGAUCCAGCCUCUUCGACCUUAAAGUGAAAACAUCUACACAUCAGAAAUCAACACUAUGACCUUCUGUAGACUUUAUUCAUGAGUUUUCUUGAUUUAAUUGGUGAAUUUGUAUUAGCAUGUUUCAAACAUUGUUACAGACUGACAUUGUGUAAAGCUGGCCAUCAUUACUUGUAUGUUGAUGUUUCAAUAAACCCAACUUCUUAUA
Messenger RNA from Misgurnus anguillicaudatus (oriental weatherfish), 1268 nucleotides. RefSeq names its product L-rhamnose-binding lectin CSL3. Gene Ontology annotation, molecular function: carbohydrate binding. NCBI's taxonomy places the organism in Eukaryota, Metazoa, Chordata, Actinopteri, Cypriniformes, Cobitidae. The record is from RefSeq and is a predicted model, not a curated record.